Messenger RNA from Salvia miltiorrhiza (redroot sage), 3379 nucleotides. Its product is annotated as probable apyrase 7. Lineage: Eukaryota; Viridiplantae; Streptophyta; Magnoliopsida; Lamiales; Lamiaceae. Bases 394 to 2805 code for a protein of 803 amino acids. Gene Ontology annotation, biological process: nucleoside diphosphate catabolic process. The transcript has 2 exons. Gene Ontology annotation, molecular function: nucleoside diphosphate phosphatase activity. The record is from RefSeq and is a predicted model, not a curated record. Gene Ontology annotation, cellular component: membrane.
AAAGACGAACCAAAACAACUGCUCCUUAUUCUAACAAGAAAAAGUUAGCAGAGAAGGUUUCAGACUACAUACCCCUCUUAAGAGAGAGAGAGAGAGAGGGGUGAUGAUUGCAUAGUUUGAACAAGCAGGGAGUUUGGCUACAGGUCGCUUCUUUCGGUUGAAAAUCAAAAACCCCAUUUUCAGAUUUUGGAUCUGCAGCAUACGAAGGCAGUGUAAAAUUAUUGCGUCUCAACUCUUAACCUCUUUAUGAUCUGAAGGCCAGGAUGCAGUUUAUUGAUUCAUUGACUGCCAGGAAUGACAGUGUAGUCUUCCGAAUCUAUUAUCAUUGGUUAUUAUUGUGGUAACAAGUGUAAAGGUUUCGACUAAUACUUGAAGUGCUACAUUUAUGCUAAAAUGAUCUUCAGUAAACUUGCGGAGUUUGUUUCAUCCGCAACAACUCGUUUGACAGCGUCAAAGACAUCUGCUCUUCAAUAUACACCUGGAUUGCCUCCUAUUUCUGGUUCUCUUCAUGGUUAUACUUUUUCCAGCCCAAAGAAGAAUGUUAAUCUGAGAUUCUCUUCAUCCCUUCAAGAUUUGUCUACUUAUAACCAGCUUGAUCCAGAAGAUGAUAUUAGCUCUGGAUCAGAGAGAAGUUCCGGUCCUGCGUUGCCACAAAGUUUCUACCAGCAAGAAAAUGGCGCGUCAAGUUUUUCCAAGGAGAAGAUAUCGUUAGGUCCAUCUGGAAGGAAAAAGUGGGGGAGAGUUAUAUGUGCUUUCCUUUGUUUAUUGUUGUUUACUUGUCUUUGUGUUGCCUUGUUAUUUCUCUACUCAAACUGGUCUGGUGGACGUUCCAAGUACUAUGUUGUGCUUGACUGCGGUAGCACUGGGACCCGUGUGUAUGUAUAUGAGGCAUCAGUUAAUCACAAAAAAGAUGACAAUCUUCCUAUAUUAUUAAGAUCGUUGCCUGAAAGUUUCAAGAGAAAAUCUGGAUCCCAGUCUGGGCGGGCGUACAACAGAAUGGAGACGGAGCCUGGAUUUGACAAAUUAGUACAUAAUGUUUCUGGGUUGAAGAAAGCAAUAAAGCCACUUAUCAGAUGGGCUGAGAAACAAAUUCCUGAAAAAUCACAUAAGACUACUUCUCUCUUUCUGUAUGCUACAGCUGGAGUUCGAAGGCUACCAAAUUCAGAUUCUGAUUGGCUUCUUAAUAGUUCUUGGUCGAUUCUUAAGAGUUCCCCGUUCUUGUGCAAAAAGGAGUGGGUAAAGACUAUCACUGGCAUGGAGGAAGCUUAUUAUGGAUGGAUAGCUUUAAACUAUCAUACAGAGGUGUUAGGGUCCAUUCCGAAAAAGGAAACAUAUGGUGCGCUCGACUUGGGUGGCUCGUCACUGCAGGUUACAUUUGAAGGUUACCCUGGUAACCAUGAGGAAACAAGCUUAAAGCUGAGUAUUGGCCCUGUUAACCAUCAUCUAAGUGCAUAUUCCUUAACCGGAUAUGGACUCAAUGAUGCUUUUGACAAAUCUGUAGCUCGUCUUUUAAAAACGCUUCCUCAAAUUAGCAACGCAGAUCUGGUUAAAGGAAAAAUUGAGAUCAGACAUCCUUGUUUGCAGUCUGGUUACAAAGAGCGAUAUCUAUGUUCACUGUGUGCAUCUGCUAGGCUAAAAGAUGGAAUUCCUCCUGUUGAAAGGAAAGAAUUAGGUAAAGCGGCAAAGCGCGGAGUCCCAGUUCAGCUUGUUGGUGACCCGAAGUGGGAGGAAUGUAGUGCUCUGGCCAAAGCUGCUGUCAAUUUGUCUGAAUGGUCAGAUCAUACUCCAGGAAUCGAUUGUGAUUUGCAGCCUUGUGCGCUCGCAGAAAAAUUUCCUCGUCCUGUCGGCCAGUUUUAUGCAAUGUCUGGCUUCUAUGUGGUGUACCGUUUCUUCAACUUGACUCCUGAUGCGACACUGGAUGAUGUGUUAGAGAAGGGUCGUGAGUUUUGUGACAAAACUUGGAAUGUUGCAAGAGAAAGUGUUGUUCCUCAGCCUUUUAUAGAACAAUACUGCUUCAGGGCACCAUAUAUCGUUCUCCUCUUGAGAGAAGGAUUGCACAUUACCGAUAAGCAGGUAAUGGUUGGCUCUGGAAGCAUCACUUGGACCCUAGGAGUUGCUUUAUUCGAAGCAGGAAAGGCAUUUCCGAAUGUGGGAAAGCUUUACAGCUACCAGACAUUGAGGGUCAAGAUAGAUCCAUUUGUACUUUUUGCCUUCUUGUUUGCUUCAUUCUUCGUCUUGCUAUGUGCAUUGUCAUGCAUUGGCCAUUGGCGAAUUCCUAAUUUUUUCAGGAGGUCAUAUCUCCCUCUUUUCAACCAUAACAGUGGAUCAUCAGCGUCAGUGCUCAAUAUUCCAGCUCCUUUCCGGUUCCAGCGCUGGAGUCCAAUGAAUACAGGUAAACUCAUCGUGUCUGAUAAAAUUGUUAAAGGAUGUACUGGAGUCUUUACUUUCUUAAGUUAUUAUCGAUGUAUGACCUAUAAAUAUAUCAUCUUGCCUUGUGAUAAUUGUGGUUUAGGGGAUGGAAGGGUUAAGAUGCCGCUGAGUCCUACAGUUGCAAGUACUCAGCAAAGACCAUUUGGUGACGGACUUGGUUUUGGUGGCGGGGGCAUCCAGUUAACUGAUUCGUCGUUAUACUCUUCAUCUAGCAGUGUAGCGCAUAGUUAUUCUUCGGGCAGCUUAGGAAACAUGCAGUUUGACUACAACUUCUGGACACCAAACAGAAGUCAAAUGCGCCUUCAGAGUCGGAGAUCACAGUCACGAGAAGACCUCAAUAAUUCAAUUGCCGAUGCACACUUGGCAAAGGUCUAAGGGAUGUUGCUACAAAUAAAUUAUUUAGAGGAUCAGUAGAUCAAGGAAGUGAUUCACUACCGAUUAGGUAUGUAUAGUCUCGACUUCUGCUUCUUCCGGGGCAUCUUAAGUGCUACCUUAACAUAGGAUAUGACAACUGGCUCCGAUGCAAUGGUGAUGGAUGAGAAAUCCGCGACCAUCUCAGCCACAGACGAAAGCUCUGUUGUUGUCAGGAUACAAGAUCUUGUUGAAAACCUGAAGAGCUCUCUCAGGCGCAGGUACGGAUGAAUCGUUAUGUACAGUUGAGACGUGACUCUGCUACCAGAUUUGGGUUUUCCUCCAAACGUACCUUCACUGAAGAAUUUUGGAAGCUCACUCUUUAGGAGGUUAAACGUUUAACUUGUGAAUUGUGAUACAUAAAUCUGUGUUUUAUUUGUAUAAAGAUUUAAGAUUGAUUGAUUUGGAUAGAGAGGCAUUGGUUAGUUGAGUAUUUGAUGAUAGAGUUGAGGUAGUUUGAUAGCGCAGAGGGAGGGUCUUGUAACAUUAACAUCAUGAUAUGAAUGAGCAAAUGACAUGACAUGACAUGGUUGUUUCU